Linum trigynum is the source of this 4099-nucleotide messenger RNA. The record is from the annotation of a GenBank genome assembly. NCBI's taxonomy places the organism in Eukaryota, Viridiplantae, Streptophyta, Magnoliopsida, Malpighiales, Linaceae.
CACCGACCGUGAGAUCGUUUAACAUAUCUGUUUUCAAUCUCGAACAUUUUAUUUGUCCAGUACCCAAAUUAAACUUUACCCUCACUUCAUCAUCCUCGCCAAGUUGGGUUUCCACAUUCAUGCCCCCAGCAUGUAAACCCAAUAUGGUGACAACAUCAUUAACACUUAGGGUAAGACGAUUACCAUGCACACUUAGUUGACUAGUAGUCAUAUUAAACCUCAUCAUAAGGUCCUCAAGAAGUUGCAUCUUCAAUUUAUGCUUUUUCAGAUGCAAGAGCCCUCCAAAUCCCAUAUCUAGAAUGACCUUCUUUUUAUCAUCAGAUAAACUUUCUACGAGUCCACAGAAUUCUUGUACGCCACAACGACUGCUCAAAUAUACCUACAUUAUUUGAAUUAUGAAAAAGUGAAUUGUUAUUAUAUAGACAAAUAUAUAGGGCAUAUCUCAACGUGUAGAACCAAAACUAAAUACCUUUUUUGUUGACGCAUCCAUAGCAUCGAUCUUAUCAUUGUCGGCUUCUUCAUUUAAACGUGUAGACCCAUCUUCUUACUUCUCCUAAACAUCGUGAAUUUAAAUUUAUUACAACUUCAUCUGGGACAAAUGCAUCAUUAUAAGCUCAAUAAAUAAUUAACAAAUUCAUAAGCUUAAUACCAUUUUCUUUCUUGUUUGUUUUUCAGCGUCAACAUGUGAAGAAAUACCUUCACCCAUCAUACUCAUUCGUAAGUUGUAUUGAGUAGAACGAAUAUCAAUUAAAACAUACUUUAAAGCUUAACGUAAAAAGAACAGAACACUUAAUGGACAAUAGUCAAUAAAGCUCUCUUCAUCGAGAACUCCACGCUUGCUGUCUUUCUUUUCCAAGCAAAUCAUACAUGGAAUGCUGUUUCAUUGUCAAAAAGGAAGAAAAAUGUAUGUGAUUGGUGGAUAUUUAAGAUCAAGUUUAACACGGAUGGGAUAGUCGAACGACACAAGGCUCCUCUUAUUGCAAAAGGGUACACACAAAUGGAUGAGAUGAUUUUGGGAGUAUUUCUCUCUUGUAGUUAAGCUCAACACAAUAAAGUCAUUGUAGGCAAUUGGUAGUGUUAAGGUUUGGUUCAUGUAUAAGUUUGAUGAUAGUAAUGCUUUUCUAAACAAUGAUUUAGAAGAAGAGGUGUUCAUGGAUCUAUCACCCGACUAUAACAUAUCCAAUUACAUUCAGAUACCGGUUUGUUGACGAAACAAGUUUUUGUAUGGACUUAAACAAGUGAGUCAUCAAUGGUAUUUCUAGCUUACUUCUUCUCUUGUUAGUUAUGCUAUCGUGCAAUCUCGCUACGAUCACAACAUGUUUGCUAAAGAAUCUUAUGCCACUUUCCUAAUGAUUCUUGCCUAUGCAGAUGAUAUGGUAGUGGUUGGACUAAAUCUUUCCUACAAGGGCACUUUAAAUAAGAGAUAUGAGACCAAUUAAAUAUUUUUUCGGUCUUGAGAUUGCAAGACAUUCUUCAGGGUUGAAUGUAACUAAAAAAAAUAUUGAUUUGAACUUAUUUCUCAAGCAAGGUUGAUUGAUUGCAAACCUGUUCGCACACCUAUGGAUAUUAAAGUUAGGAUUUCAGCUUUAGAUGGAGAUGCAUUAUCAUACGUCACAAGUUACAAGAGUUUGGUUGGACGUCUGCAGUAUAUUGCCAGCACGAGACCUGAUAUAUGCUUCUUAGUACAAUAAAUCAGUCAAUUACAGCUUGCACCAACCACAACUCAUUUCAGUGCAUCACUUCGUGUGCUAAAAUACUUAAAGAACUCACCGGAACAAGGUAUGUUAUUAUUUUGUUUCUUCCUCUCUAGAACUCUUUGGCUAUUCUGACUCAGAUUGAGCGACUUUUCACUACACAAGACGUUCAAUUCUGGAUAUUGUAUUAUGCUUGGGACUUCUUUGGUUGCGUGGAAAGCCAAGAAGCAAGAAACUGUUGCCAAAUCAUCUUCAGAGGUUGAGGAUCGUGCGCUAUCUAAGCUUGCCUCAAAGGUGGUUUGGCUGAAGGUAUUCUUGCAAGAACUUGGUGUGCCUCGUACUGCUCGACCGUGGUGCUUCUACGACAACCGAUCUAAUAUACAUGUAGCAGAAAAUCUGGUUUUUCACAAACCAACGAAGCAUAUAGAAGUUUAUUGUCACUUUAUCCGCCAUCAUUUCCAGUCAAAACUCAUCACUUUAGAUCAUGUGGUGAUUAAAGUUUUUGUUGUGGACUUGUUCACCAAAGCAUUGAGACGACGUUGAAUAGAUUAUUUAUUGCACAAGCUGGGAAUAUAAAAUCUGUACUCGCCAGCUUAACGGAGGAUAUUUGAUUAUUUGAACCUUGCACCUUAGGGUGGUAAGGAGAGCUACUUUGUAGAACCUUGUUAUGACACUGUUUGAUGGCUUAUCUUUGUCAUUAGUUUUCGCUUCAUAUAACAUAAUCAUUUCUACAACUGUAGAUAACAACAACUAUGAUCCUACAGCAUACCAGUCGUUCCCAUAUAUAUAUAUAUAUAUAUGGCAAAUGCUAGCGUACGUCAGGCGUAUCCUUGAUUUUUGCACUUCGAUAUAUUUCGCUGAAUCAGAACCGUCGGUUAUUAUUUUUUAGAUUAAAUGAAUCUCAUGGCUUGGGUUAGUGAAUUAGGGACUGAGGUUCACCCAUUAGAGGUUAUGGUAUAGUAUCAUGCCCAAAAUUUUGGUUAAUUCGUGCUCUAAAUAGUAAAACUCGACAGGUGUACAAUGUACGACUGACGUACGCUAGCCUGAACUAUAUAUAUAUAUAUGACUCAAAAUUUGUCUGAGAAAUCACACAGCUCACAAAACCAAAAUCACAUGAAAUUCAAUUCAAUAUAGACGAAAUAUUUACUUAGAUGCAUUACAUUUCAAACUAGAUAAUUGUUAGCAUCUCAUAAAUAUUCGCGUAAGAUUCAAUCACAACCUUUUGAAUGCAUCAAUGAAUUAUUUACAGAUAAAUUUGGCAGAGUCCUCACAAAUAUGUGAAAAUGAAACAAUGGAAUUGCACAACAUUAUAUUUAACAUCAAUUUUGAUUCUUAAUUCCUCUUUUCUAUUGUUUCGACUCCAUAAAUCCUACUCAAAUCAAAGAAGAAAAAGCUAAAAAAAUAACAUUUUCAAACCUAUAUUGUAUCCUAUUUUCUUUUAGUGCGAGAAUGGCAAUCCAAUUCUAUACUACCUAAUUCGCUUUAAAUUUUGACCCACCUAAACUAUAUCCUCUCAACAAAAAUUGAUAAUAAAAUAUUAUAUUUAAUGAUUUGUAUGUCUACGGAGUAUGACGUACGACGAGUUCAUUGUUGUGGUCGGCCUCGACUAGCACUAGAUGUUCGACGUUGAGCCGACCAUCCCUCACGCCCCCUGGCAGGAGUUCUAUCAGGCGAUCUAUCGAGAGAGGUACGCAGAUCAUGAGUUCACAUUCAGCAAGUCCAGAGUCACCCUGUUUCGCACCCCAUGGAGUAUUGUGCAAGCUCUUCUCACCUACUCACUCUUCCCCAGUUAGGAGGUCUCUGGAUUGGCAAGCCACUUUGGAUUGGAGCUCAGCCACUGUCUCCUGGUCGGCCGCACCCGCGACUUCCCUGUUGAUACACUUCAGUCCAUGGGGUUGAUUGGCCUAAAGCAUGGAGUCUAGUACAUCUGGCCGGGGUAUCCAAAUAUCUUUCCUUUUCCCUAAGACGAGGAAACCAAUGACAUGCCUGUCGACCUUGACGAGGCAGCUAUGGACGCCCCUGUACCGUGCGGAUUGAGGAGCGUUUGGACUGGGAGAGAGAUGGUUGCCACUACAUGCACUUCCUGUUGAUGCCUAAUCUUGUUAUGGCACCGUUGAUGCCUAAUCUUUGUAAUUAGUAAUAAUCUUUGUAAUUAGUUUUCGUCUUCGUAUAACAUAAUCAUUCUUUAACUGUAGAUAACAACAACUCCUAAUAUGGGUUUUACCUAGUGAUGACAAUGGGGCGGGCGGUACGGGUACCUCAAUACCCAUGUCUCGCCCUACGGUACUGCAGGUCGGAUUGGGUAAAACCCGUGCGGGUGGGGGGUGGGGGUCGACCCACUCUUACAUGUUAUUUUAAAAAUUACGCGCAAAUUUUACUUUUUACAAUAAAACGAAUGGGAAAAC